AUGCUCGCCGUAGGCUUUGCAGACGAUGUGCGCCACUUCACCGCCGUGGCUGUCUGGCUGCGCGACAAGUUUGGCCAUCGCAUCAGGGUAGCCACGCACCCGGACUACCAGGCGCAGGUCGAGGGUUGCAGGCUCGAGUACUUCAGCCUGGACGGCCGCUGCAAACAACACGGAGGACAAUACGGAGGAGGAUGUGGUGACUAUGAUGCUUUUGAUGCUCAGGAAUGGAUCAAAUCUCGCGGGCCGGCCGAGAGAGAAAAGUGGAGGGAGUCGGUGUAUGCGAUGCUGGAGGAUUCGUGGAGGGCGUGCGUUGCGCCGUUUAGUGAUGGGAGCCCGUUCAUUGCGGAUGCGAUUGUAGCUUGCCACAAGGAGUUUGCGCAUCUGCAUUGUGCAGAGAAGCUGGGUGUUCCUGUUCAUGUUCUUUCUCGGUAA
Neurospora hispaniola is the source of this 432-nucleotide messenger RNA. RefSeq lists its product as uncharacterized. NCBI's taxonomy places the organism in Eukaryota, Fungi, Ascomycota, Sordariomycetes, Sordariales, Sordariaceae. The coding region runs from base 1 to 432 and encodes 143 amino acids. The transcript has a single exon. The record is from RefSeq and is a predicted model, not a curated record.